Molecule: messenger RNA, 978 nt
Organism: Aspergillus homomorphus CBS 101889
Lineage: Eukaryota; Fungi; Ascomycota; Eurotiomycetes; Eurotiales; Aspergillaceae
Gene: pmp47
Product: putative peroxisomal membrane protein Pmp47
Exons: 3
Coding region: 1-978 (325 amino acids)
Cellular component (GO): peroxisomal membrane
Molecular function (GO): FAD transmembrane transporter activity; NAD transmembrane transporter activity; FMN transmembrane transporter activity
Source: RefSeq, a predicted model, not a curated record
AUGUCUCGAGCGAGUUUCUUGGAUGAGAAGAAGGCCGUGGCAGCAUCCGCUGCCGUGCAACAGAGCGAUAACAUAGCGCAUGCAUUGGCUGGCGCUGGAGGUGGUAUUCUCUCGAUGGUGUUGACGUAUCCACUCAUCACUCUCUCAACAAGAGCACAGGUUGAAUCAAAGCGUGCCCAAUCAACCACUUAUGAUGCAGUUCGUCGCAUCGUCCGGAGAGAAGGGAUUGCCGGGCUCUAUUCGGGCCUUGAGUCAGCACUCUUCGGUAUUAGUGUCACCAAUUUCGUUUACUACUAUUGGUACGAAUGGACGCGCUCGGCCUUCGAGAAGGCGGCCGCAAAGGCAGGAAGGGCGUCCAAGAAACUCACAACCAUCGAGUCCAUGAUUGCCGGGGCUAUUGCCGGGAUCGCAACAGUCAUGAUAACCAAUCCGAUCUGGGUAGUGAACACCAGAAUGACAGCCCGCAAGUCUGACUCGGAUCAAGAAUCAUUGCCUGGUGCUCCCAGCGCAAAGAAGCGAGCGUCGACAAUUGCUACUCUUAUGGACUUGCUUCGCCGUGAGGGCCCCAAAGCCCUCUUUGCUGGCGUCCUACCUGCCCUCAUCUUGGUGAUCAACCCUAUUUUGCAAUACACAAUCUUCGAACAAUUGAAAAACAUCGUCGAGCGCCGCAGACGUAUGACUCCCAAGGAUGCGUUCUACCUGGGUGCCCUUGGUAAAAUUCUCGCUACUUCAAUCACGUACCCCUACAUUACGGUCAAAAGCCGCAUGCAUGUUGCUAGUAAAGACGGACCCAAUGAGAGCUUGAACGGGAGUUUGAAGAGGAUCAUCGAGGAAGAGGGUUAUGUUGGCUUGUACAAAGGAAUUGGGCCGAAGGUGACGCAGAGUGCAAUUACUGCAGCAUUCUUGUUUGGAUUUAAGGACGUUUUAUACGAGGCUAUGGUAUCCAUCCGAAAGAGAGGUCGCGGAAGCUCGGUGUAA